Molecule: messenger RNA, 3496 nt
Organism: Gadus morhua (Atlantic cod)
Lineage: Eukaryota; Metazoa; Chordata; Actinopteri; Gadiformes; Gadidae
Product: zinc finger protein 35
Exons: 4
Coding region: 1720-2937 (405 amino acids)
Biological process (GO): regulation of transcription by RNA polymerase II
Cellular component (GO): chromatin; transcription regulator complex; nucleus
Molecular function (GO): RNA polymerase II cis-regulatory region sequence-specific DNA binding; DNA-binding transcription factor activity, RNA polymerase II-specific
Source: RefSeq, a predicted model, not a curated record
ACGGCUCACGCCUAGGGAUAACCCAAUAGCGAGCCCUAAAAGGCGAAGCCUAUAAAACAUAGAACCAAAGAGCGCUUGCUGUAGUUUGGUCUGGCUUUGCGAGACUAGUUGUAGACCAACUUCGGAAAACUGUAGUUCCACCGUAGAGACGCUAGAGGUCCGCAAUACUCCCCCUCUCUCACAAUGAUGUCGGUUAGAAAAAGUGGAAGCACAUUUUCAUCUCUCCUUGACCCGAUGACGUUUUCCACAAACGUUAAGUAAAGGAGGCAUAAAGGUUAGGAGAUUUGACUAUUCAUACAGGCAAGGCUGGCCCUGGGCAUAGGGAGGGACGAGUUACCUUAGUUACCCACUUGAUACAUCAUUCUGACCGGAGAGGAGAAAGCUAUCUAUUUGCACAUCACAAUGUCAAAGAAACCUAAACACUCUGGCACCCAGGGGAGGAAGAAAACGAAAGAAGAGGAGGAAAAACAGGAAAAGAAAGAAGUACAGUAACUUUAAUUUGUUUAUCUUUAAUGUAGGCCUGGCUGGCUAUGGCCAACUGGUCACUUUGUCUGGCUCUUGUUCACCUUUAUGUCUUUAUUUCUCUGGAGCUAACUGUUCCCUAUACAUAACUCCGCUUAAUACAUGGCUAUUGGUUUAAUUUAUUCACUUAUCGAAGCAAUAUGUGGUUUUAAUAUUUAGUAAAUACAAAUAAUCCGCCAACAGUUGUCAGGGCGUAGCGCGUUGCCAAGCAACGUGUAAACAACUUAACCGGAGUUAACUAGUCAUGCAGUGUUUGUUUUAAAAAAAAGAAAAGGAACGGCAGCUCUUUACCUAGUUGGUCCGCACGCUUCACUGAAAAUCAAAACAUGUCAGCUAUUCAAAUAGGUCCAUAACAGUUUGUAACCCACAGUAAAAUGGGGGUAUUAUCCUUAAAUUAUCCAAUGCAUUGUAGCAACCAUUGUUGGAGCAGUGUUUAAUUUCAAGCUGAUUUGGAUGAUAGUUGACAUAUCUUACAUUUCCAAUAUCUUCCAUAUAAUAAUAUAUCAUUGUAUUUUUACACUUCAGUUGAGUGCUUGUUUAAUCUCUGGUUACAACCAAACUAGAUAAACCAUAUUUAAUUGCAUUUACAAUAAUUUGAAUCUGAACUGAUAUCUAUUAUUUUGCUUAUCAAUGCCUUUAGUUAACAUCAUUCAUUUCUUUGCAGUAUUUUGUGCAUACCUUAUUGUAUGAGUGAUUCAUUGUCACUUGUUUUGCAAGACUUUUUUUUUACUGCAAAAUGUUAAAAGUUCUAACGUCUGCAGUAUUUAAUGCAUACCAUAUUGUAUUUAUGAUUUGUUGCUUGUUACUAGGUUUGUAAUACGUUUUGUGUUCACGUUUUGAGUCUCAAAGACAAAGCUUUGUAGCUUCUCUGAGUUUAUAAACAUUGGUAGUCGAAUUUACUGCGCGAUCGAAAGGGGUAGGGGGCGCCAGCAAAAAUCUUGCCUAGGGCGCCAAAUUGGUCAGGGCCGGCCCUGCGUACGGGUCCCCUGGGACGCAGCUAAGGAGUCUCACCGCGUCCGCCAUCUUGUCGUCACGUGACAGCACUUGGACGUUGGAUGUCCUACAAGCCGCAGGGAGACAUUAUAGGAGUCAGACGGUGGCGUUAAUGCACUGAAACAUAUUUUGAAUUUACUGAAUGAAAACAAGAAAAAGAGAAGUUUAAUCACAGUUUCUGUUACUUCUCGCCGGUAGUCAAAUAUGUUAAUAAACAUGUCGCCGAGCGGCUCCACUUUGGAAGAACAGCUUUCGUCCAUAAUGGACGUACUUGCGAAAGCGGCCGUAUCUGAAAUUAGCCAACUGUUCUCGGAAGGCUCGACUACCCUUCGCUUACAAAUAACUCAGAGCCUGAAAGAAAACGAAGCACUUAGGACGAGGAUGAAGGUGAUGAGGAGUGAGCUGUUUUCUUUGCGGCUUCAAACGAGAUCAAAUUCAUCGCGUGCGGCAAGUCGUUUCGCCCUGGCUCGAGCCAACAUCUGCAAACCGAGGACUAAAUCACAGGGAAAUGUUCUAAAGCCCCUGAUGGACAACAAGGCGGUUGGAAAUUCCUCUUUUCAUUCCCCAUCCACAAGUGAGGCUUCCACCGUUACAAAUCCAGCAAAGCAGGAGACCCCAGACAUAAUAUUUAUCAAGGAUGAGGAGGAUAUGGGUGGAUGCAGGCCCGCUGUAGAAGACUGCGAUGCCUUUGGAGACUGCAGCACGCAGCGUGCCGCUACCUCGGAGAGUCUGCAUGUGGACGCCCCUGGCUCCUCCCACAUGUCCAGUCACGACGGUGACCUGCGGAUCCUGAGCGUCCACGGACAAGUGGAGGGCCCACUGGCGUCGGACGGCAAUGACACCCUCUUCACUGCGUCCGAACUGGAGGCCCUGAGCUUGCUAUCCCCGGACCACAGCAUCACCCACGACAGCCUACUCAGCCUCAACAGCGGCCCCAGCGAGAGGGCCCCUUCGCAGGGGACACAGGACAGCAGGGGAGGUCUCGUUAGAGACGGCUAUGCAGAACGGCUCCAGCGCCUCCAGGCCGCCUCUCUGUCCCUGAAGCACGCCGCGCUAGAGGCCGGCGACAAGGGAAGGCGAUUGGGCAACCUCGGUGCACAGUUCCCACUGCAACACAACUUGGACUCUGAGAGGUUCUUCAGCCACAAGGAGCCAAUAGCGCACCAAACGCAGGAGCCACCUGCGAUGGCCAACAAGGCAAAGCUUACCAUGCAUAUGCGAAUCCACUCCGGCGAGAAGCCGUACGUGUGCGUCCAGUGCGGGAAGAGCUUCGCACAGAGCCGCAGCCUGAAGAUCCACAUGAGGACUCACUCCGGGGAGAAGCCUUGUGUGUGUCUGCAGUGCAACGCCCGCUUCAGUGACCCCAGCAAUUUGCGUCGGCACAUGGUCAAACACAAGGGUGCCCGCAAUUUUUCGGCUUGAGGUCUACCGUCAAAAUAAUCGACCUACAUUAAAAAAUGCUAAAUGUGUAUAUAUACUAAAUGCAAACUCUGAUGACUUGCACUGAAUGGAGUCAGCCAGGGUUGCAUAGUCCGGACAGUAGCUUCUGGUUGCUAGUCUCAAUCAGGCUUCCAAAUGCCAUCAGUCAUAGUGAAAUGGUAUUUAUACCUAAUAAUCUUCAUGUGGAAAAAGGCUGAUUGGCAUACAUUUAUAUAGGCAAAUAAUGCAGUCAAGGAGGUAGCACAUUUCCUCCACUUUCUAUUUGCUGUCGUCUUUCUACUGCCUGUAUUUUCUAGUUUUUACCUUGGGUUUUACCACAAUGGGCAAUAAUGGUUGAGUUCUACUUUCUACAGAUGGAUGAUCAACUAAACAAUGUCACUGGUUAAAUGUAUAGAUCUCAGUGAUGCUUGAAUCAGUUUACGGUCCUCCCUCUUGAGUGCAGCAUUAUUCUGAUGGGACAAAGCCUUGUUCACCCUUCAUUCCUCGUUUGUCUUUAGAAAGUUAAAAUAAAAGGAUGAUUAACUCAUCAUGUUAACUUAAA